AUGAGUAAAUUGUCAAUUUAAGUUGAUUUCUAAUUUAUUAAAUUGGGCAUUCUCACAAAACUCGAAGGAUUAACACAUCCAUAUUACGAAGUUACAAAUGAGUAUAGAAACUACCAAAUAAAAAUUUAGCAUAAUAAGUUCAAAGAUUUCAUUGUUAAUGAACUGAAAGUAAUUAAAAAAUUACUCGAUUAAGAGUAUCCUCUACAAAACGAGGUUUCGAUUUGUGGAUAUGGAUUGUAAGAUCAGGAAGAGUUUACAUAUUAUUCUGACAUUUUUGAAAAAGAAUUGGAUUUAAAGUUAAUUAAAUAAAGGAGUGUUCAUAAUUCAAUAAAAGCAAUUGACUAUUUAAUGAGCAAUAAGGAAGGAGCAUUUUAUCAAUUUAAUAACUUAAUAAAUUUAAGAGAAAUUCAUUUAUUGAGAGAAGGCUAUGAAAUUGGGAAAGUUGUUUGUCCUUGCCCAAAAUACCCAUACCUGUAUUUAAAUGUGAACAAGAGUGUCUCUUUUUAUAAGGUGCAAGCAGUAAAUCAAUUUGUGAAGCUGAAUGGUUCUCUGAUUACGGACACUACAAUUGAAAAAAUAUUUUAAUUAAUUGGCUUAGAUGGAGAUAUAAAUGAAUAAUUAACACUGGCAUUCAAAGAAGGCAAUAAUUUGAAUGCAGACAUGACUGUAGAAGAUAUCUAUGGUAAGAGCUACACAUCAUUGGGUUUAUCCAAAGACAUCAUAGCUGCAUCAAUGGGUAAGUUGCAAACCAAGGAACCCACAUCAGUAAAUGUUCUUGAUGUUGUAAAAAGUUUAUGGUUCAUGUUCGCAAUAAAUUUGGGUUAGUUGGCUGCCUUAAAUGCUUAAUUGGAAGAUCUAACUACAAUUAUAGUUGGUUCAAGUAAAAUAACAUAUGAACCAUUUCUGUUAUCACUUCAAUCAGUGUUAACAUUUUUCGGAGCAGGCAAAUUGAAUAUAAUUUAUAUUGAGAACAUGGAAUUUUUGACUUGCUUAAGCCCAUUUGAAAAUUUAUAAUAAAUUGAUAAAUAUGUAGUCAUUCAUUUUUUAUACGAGUUUUUAAUGGCUUAAUUACUAGAUAGUUUAAAUGGUUGA
Molecule: messenger RNA, 1092 nt
Organism: Paramecium tetraurelia
Lineage: Eukaryota; Ciliophora; Oligohymenophorea; Peniculida; Parameciidae
Exons: 2
Biological process (GO): coenzyme A biosynthetic process
Cellular component (GO): cytosol; nucleus
Molecular function (GO): ATP binding; pantothenate kinase activity
Source: RefSeq, a predicted model, not a curated record